Molecule: messenger RNA, 417 nt
Organism: Ostreobium quekettii
Lineage: Eukaryota; Viridiplantae; Chlorophyta; Ulvophyceae; Bryopsidales; Ostreobiaceae
Source: the annotation of a GenBank genome assembly
AUGACUUCGGCGAAGGGAAUCGGCAUCCCGAUCAAACUGCUGCACGAGGCGGAGGGCCACGUCGUCACGGUGGGCCCUCGCCUGCUCGCGCCGGCUGCUGCUGCGACCGCUGGAUCGCGGGUGGAGCUGAAGACUGGUGAGACUUACAGGGGGGAGCUCUUCGACUCCGAGGAUAAUUGGAACGUUCAGCUGCGGGACGUGUCGGCAACAUCACGGGAUGGUCGAGCAAGUCACCUGGAGCACAUAUUUGUGCGGGGGAGUCGAAUCAGGUUCCUGAUUGUGCCUGACAUGCUGAAGAAUGCGCCGAUGUUCAAGCGAAUCGACCCAAAGAACAUUCACAAGAACAUUGCCAUCGGGGUGGGCGGACGUGGGCGUGCGGCUGCGGCAAGGGCGAAGGCGAAAGCCAGCCAGCGGUGA